Messenger RNA from Rhopilema esculentum, 3938 nucleotides. RefSeq lists its product as uncharacterized. The record is from RefSeq and is a predicted model, not a curated record. Gene Ontology annotation, molecular function: protein binding; scavenger receptor activity. NCBI's taxonomy places the organism in Eukaryota, Metazoa, Cnidaria, Scyphozoa, Rhizostomeae, Rhizostomatidae.
AGUAACUUCCAUAGGUUCGAUGUAGGAAGCAAGUGGUAAUCCCCAUCGAAGAGCGCAAGGAGAGUAUGAAUAUGUUAGGGUUUCUUUAGAAUCUUUCUCAUCUGCUAUACGUAUAGUCACUGUAGAGCAUUCAUCAUGAGCUCGUCAAUUCCUCUUUGGACAGUUUUGAUAAUCUCGUCAUUGGCGAUGGUGAGAAAAUCUUUGGCGACGUGCAGCGGGCCACCGAAUCAGCCAACUGGCAGCAAUGUUUGCAGUGUAAGACGAUCCUGCAUACGAUCAUACACCGUGCAGGUUAGUGUAAGAACGACAAGAGCAACAACUACUCAAUGUGGAUGGUGGUUUGUUCGCAAAAGAUGCGGGGCAAGGCGGACGAUAUACGUGUUGAGAACACAAACAAGGCAAAGAACGGAGUAUUUUACUGUCAACCAAUGUUGCAGUGGAUACCAAAAAGAUGCUUUGAAUAAAUGCCAACCUCGAUGCAACAGUGGCUGCGUAAAUGGUCGCUGCGUAGCACCAAAUACUUGCACUUGCAAUCCUGGGUACCGUGGAGUUGAUUGCAGUAUCAAAUGUCCCAGAGGUACUUACGGCCCACAAUGCAGUAGACAAUGUGACUGUCACAACCGGGCCACAUGUGAUCACAUCUCAGGGGCAUGCAUUUGUCCAGCUGGUUGGACCGGCUCAACUUGUAAUACAACGUGUUCAAACGGCACAUUUGGUCUGAAUUGUAACCAGAGAUGCUUGUGUCAAAAUGGAGCUAGUUGCAGUCCAGUCGAUGGUUCAUGUUCAUGCGCAACUGGAUUUACCGGAAUACGCUGUGAGAACAAGUGCCCUAUAGGAAAAUACGGUGAUGGUUGCAUCAACGACUGUCCUUGUCUGCAUAACGCGACUUGCUCACAUGUGGAUGGAACUUGUAACUGUUCAGCCGGUUGGAAGGGGAACAUUUGCAAUCAUCCUUGCGAUGAAGGGACUUUCGGUAAACAUUGUUUACAAAGAUGUGAUUGUGUAAAUGCCAGGCAUUGCGAUGCAAAGACUGGGCAAUGCUUCUGUCAUGCAGGCUUCUUUGGUAACAGGUGUGACAAACCAUGUCGGAACGGUACAUUUGGCAUCGACUGCAUAGAAAACUGCCUAUGUAACUUGAAUCACAGUAUAUGUGACAGGGUAAAUGGUACAUGCCAUUGUAAUAAAGACUGGACAGGGGAGCAUUGCAACACUCCCUGUGGCGAGAUUGAUCCAAAAACAAAUUUAACUGUUCCUUGUGAGAAGAAUUGCAACUGUACAGUGAAUGGUCAAUGUGAAAAGACAUCAGGGAUUUGUCUUUGUAAUCCAGGUUUCAAUGGCACUAGAUGCGAAAGCGAGUGUCCCACAGGAACAUAUGGUCACAACUGCUCUUUGCAAUGUAAUUGUCAAAACGGGGCGAUAUGCUCAAAAGCAGAUGGGAAAUGCAACUGCGCUAACGGAUGGACAGGCAUUUUCUGUGAAGACAAAUGCCCUAAUGGGUUCUAUGGGCCUGAUUGUGACACGAGAUGCAAAUGUUCUGCUCAUAGUGUUUGCGACAGAUUCACUGGUAACUGCCAAUGCACUGGAGAAUACCAAGGGAAAUACUGUGACAUUAUUUGUGGAAAUUGGACGUUUGGGUCUGGCUGUGCUCAAAGCUGCGUGUGCAAUCAAACGACUACAGAAAAGUGCAAUGCAUUAAACGGCAACUGUACAUGUAAACCAGGAUGGGAGUCACAGGAUUGCUCAGUAGAGUCGGUCUGUCCGCGUGGAAAAUUUGGCCCGUAUUGCAGGCAAACUUGCCUUUGUCAAAAUAAGGGAACUUGCGGACACUUCGAUGGCUUUUGUACUUGUCGGCCUGGGUACAUUGGAGACAAGUGUGAGCGAAAAUGUCCAGAUGGCAGCUUUGGACGAGAAUGUAAAAUGGUUUGUGCGUGCAUGAAUAACGCAACAUGCAAUCACGUGGAUGGUGCCUGUAGCUGCAAAGCAGGAUGGGAAGGAAUUACUUGCAAUAAAACUUGCGAUGGCUCAAAAUAUGGCGAGCAUUGUAGUAAACCUUGUGACUGCAAAAAUGGUGCGCAAUGUGACCCUGUUGAUGGAAAAUGCCGCUGCACUGCUGGCUGGACUGGACAAAAGUGUGACAAAUCAUGCGAUCAAUGGUUUUAUGGAGAAGGAUGCCAACUGGCCUGCUCUUGUGUACAGCAUAACUCGAUCUCCUGUGAUUCGAAGAGCGGCAGCUGUAGAUGCAAGGCUGGCUCACGAGGUGAAAGCUGCGAUAAAGAUUGCAAAACUGGAACUUUUGGACCUGGAUGCUCCAAUCAAUGCUCUUGUCAUCCUCAAAACGCCAAAGAUCUGAAAACUUGUGACGCUGUCACUGGUCAAUGCAAGUGUAAAAGAGGCUGGAUUGGACGAAAUUGCUCUAAACAAUGUGACAAGGGAUUCUUUGGCCACCAGUGCCUUUCUGCUUGCCCUUGCAAUAUGGAGCAUAUGUCUGGCGAUUGCCAUCAUGAAGAUGGGUCUUGCUUCUGCAGUCCAGGCUAUCAAGGGUAUAUUUGUAAUGACACUUGUUCGACUGGAACUUUUGGAAAAGAUUGCUUGUCAAAAUGCAAGUGCACAGGAUGUGACCACGUGACUGGCUCCUGCACAGGAGCAUCAUCCGCCAAUAAAACUCCAGUCACUUCGAUUGCUGUGCCAGUAGUUGCUGUGUUCCUAGUUGUUGUUUUUAUCGUUCUUGCUGUGCUUUACUGGAGACGAAAAACAUCAAUGCAUUCAACUGGAGAUAAAUCAGAUUCACGGGUUACUAUGAGUGGCCUUCCUGACGACGUUUACACCGAGCCUUUGCCACAAGCACCAGACAGUUUUAAUGCCUUCCAGAACCCAGUCUAUGGGAUCGUUGGAAGCACGAAGGAGCUAGAAGUUGAAAACUCAGCAUCUUCAUGUUAAAUGCUGUUUCAAAAGUCAAUGUAAAUUUGAUGCGGGUGUACAUUAUUCUGAAUAACUAGCAUUUUAUGAUGUAUUCUCAGUGUUUGUGGUUUCAAGUAAUACCUUGAUAUACCUUAGGUUUCAUAAUUUUAUUAAAUUUCGUACAUAAUGCACAUAUUUUCCUCUAACUGCACUUUUAAAGGAGUAACUUUUAUAAAAUGUCAGCUAAUCAUUUUGCUAUCAAACUCAUUUAUCAAUCCAUUUGUGAUGGAGCAGGCAUGAUUUAAUCUUAUAUGAAACUUUUGCAGAAAUACAGAACAUUUAUAGCAAGAUUUGCUAAUAAUUUAUCCUGAGAGUUCAGCAUUGAUCGGCAUGAUACAUUAAAUAUCCUAGAUGGUGAGUAUUAUCACUGCUGGUAAAACACAGCCAGAUCGGCACUAGAUUUCGUCUCCCUGGCUUGUAGAUUUUUUUACUUUUCUGUCAAUUCUAGCUGUUAGUUAUAUAGAAUAUAAGCAAUACCCAGGGACGCCGGAGUGGGGGGGCGGGGGCGGUCAUCCACUUCUGUUGCCUUUUGAUAGAAGGGGCAAGGGAGGCCAAAGUGCCCUUUUCAUAAAAAUGCCAUUGGUUUGUAAUUAUCAAAAGAUUCAUAUGAAAUUCUGACUGUCCAGCCUUAUUCGUGACGAAAUGUCUCAAAACUUGUAAAGAAAUUUAUAUUGCCAAAAUUUAGACGAUUUUCAAGAUACCUACAGAAGAUCGAAACAUAAUGACAGUUACGAAAGAAAUGAUGGUAGCUUGGAAUUAUUUUAAAUGCCCUUUUACUCAAGCCUGCUCCCUUGCCCCUUGUCCGUUCAGGCGUCCCUGACAAUACCUUUGACAAAAUGAACAUAAAUUCAUCGCUUUAUUAUAACAUUUUAUACGUAUGUGGAUCAUACAGUAAGAAUGAUGAUGUCAAAUUGAAUUAACUGGAACAUUUUCUUCGUUCCUUUCAUUGAUCAAAUAAAUCUACAUCCUAUCUCUAGCGG